AUGGAUUCUUGGGAUGAAGGUACUGACUGUUGCAAAUGGGAGGGUGCGGUGUGUGAUAACAAGAAAGGCAAUGUGAUCGGCCUUGAUCUCAGUUGUAGUGGACUAAUUGGUUCUCUCCAAUCAAACAGUUCCCUCUUCUCACUUCAAAACCUUCGAUGGCUCAACCUUGCCGGCAUUGGCUUCGGCAACUCUGAAAUCCCAUCUGAGUUUGGUAAGUUGAGGAGUCUAACUUAUCUCAAUCUCUCUGCCACUGGACUCACUGGUCUUGUCCCACCUGAAAUCUCUCUUUUGUCAGAAAUAGUUUCGCUUGAUCUUGGUGUAAAUUUUCUUUUCUUUAGGAACCAUGAUUUUAACAUGCUUGUCCACAACCUUACAAAAUUAGAAAAUAUGAUCCUUGACGUUAUAGAUUUGUCUCUGGUUGUACCUUAUUCUUUCCUUAACUUGACUGUCUCAUUGAAGCAUCUAAGUCUUUCUGACUGUAAUUUGCAAGGAAAUUUCCCAACCCAAGUUUUCCAUCUUCCAUAUCUUCAAAACAUCAAAUUAAGAAAUAAUGCAAAUCUCAGUGGUUAUCUACCAGAAACAAAUUGGAUCAGUCCACUUAGGUUGUUGGAUGUUUUAGGGACAAGGAUUUCAAAAGGGUUACCCGUCUCAAUUGGUAAUCUUAAACACUUGAAAAAGCUUAACCUUGAUAGUUGUGUUUUUAUGGGGUCAAUCCCUUCAGCCCUCGGAAACCUCACAAAAAUCGCCUUCUUGGAUAUCUCAGGCAACAUGUUCCAAGGGCAAAUUCCUGAUGUUUUUGGGAAUUUAAACGAUCUACGUUCCAUGGAUUUUUCCUCCAACAAUUUUAGCGGUGUCUUCCCACCAUCAGCAUUUAACCUCACCAGCCUUACCUUCAUGGACUUCUCUUCCAAUUUCCUUCAGGGUACCCUUCCCAACAACUUAAGUGGACUUUCGUAUCUACGAGAACUCUACUUAAGUGCAAACUUGCUUAGUGGCAGAGUACCAGGUUGGUUGUUCAGUCUACCUUCUUUGGAGCAUCUAGACCUUCACUCUAACAAACUUAAUGGUCCCAUUGACCCAAUCCAAGAGCCUAAUCUGGUCCAACAAGUCUAUUUAUAUAAGAAUGAAAUACAGGGAACGAUUCCAAGUUCUUUCUUUGAACUCAUCAACCUUGCUUCUCUUGACCUUUCAUCUAAUAACUUGAGCGAAAAUAUCAAGUCAUGCAUGCUUGUGAAGCUUAGGAAUCUAGGGUUUCUUGAUCUUUCAUUUAACAACUUACUAUCAUUAACAAGGUGUAGUAAUGAUGUCAAUUCUGCCCUACCCAUGAUAAAUCAGUUUCAUUUCUCUUCUUGCAACAUGCAACGUUUCCCAAGCUUCUUGAAUGCAUCCAAGUCCUUGGAACAUUUGUUGGAGAAUAAAACGUGA
This is a messenger RNA of Gossypium raimondii (Peruvian cotton), 1425 nucleotides long. Its product is annotated as receptor-like protein Cf-9. The transcript has a single exon. Bases 1 to 1425 code for a protein of 474 amino acids. Lineage: Eukaryota; Viridiplantae; Streptophyta; Magnoliopsida; Malvales; Malvaceae. Gene Ontology annotation, molecular function: protein binding. The record is from RefSeq and is a predicted model, not a curated record.